UCUUUUUGGAUGCCUGUCUGAUUGAUCCAUGUUUCUAAACUCUUCCUUGUAACCUUCUCAAGCAGCCAAAAUGAAGUUGAAGCAUAACAUCAACCCUGUUCUUCUACAGUUUAUAAACUUUAUAAUCUUGGUGUACUCCUUUGUAACCUACAUUCCGUGGUACAUAUUUUCAGGAUCAAGGCAGGCUAUAGCAAAAGCCAAGCAGGUUAAAGCCAAACCUGUGAAUAAUAAGCCUGGGGGUGCGUACAGAUCUGUUAACAGUCUACAUUGCUUAGCUUCAGUUUUAUAUCCUGGGUGUGAUACACUCGACAAAGUUUUUAAAUAUGCUAAAACUAAAUUUAAGGACAAAAAACUCUUGGGAACACGUGAAAUCCUAAAAGAGGAAGAUGAAAUCCAGCCAUCAGGAAAAGUUUUUAAAAAGGUCAUCCUUGGCAAGUACACCUGGCUUUCAUAUGAAGAUGUAUACAUUAAAGCUGUUAAUUUUGGAAACGGCUUAGCAGUAUUGGGUCAGCAACCAAAGACUAACAUUGCUAUCUUUUGUGAGACUAGAGCUGAGUGGAUGAUUGCAGCGCAGGCCUGCUUUAUGUGCAAUUACCAGCUUGUUACUCUGUAUGCUACUCUGGGAGGCCCAGCAAUAGUACAUGGGCUGAAUGAAACGGAGGUGACCACCAUCAUUACUAGUAAAGAAUUGAUGCAAACAAAGUUGAAGGAAAUUGUUUCUCAAGUUCCACUGCUGCGACAUAUUAUUACGGUGGAUGGCAAACCAACAACAUGGUCAGAGUUCCCCAAGGGUGUCAUUGUUCACACUAUGGCUUCUGUGCAAGCUAUGGGGGCCAAAGCAGAUACUGGAAACAAACAGCAGGCCAGGCCUGUGCCCUCGGAUAUCGCGGUGAUCAUGUACACAAGUGGAUCCACAGGAGUUCCCAAAGGAGUUAUGAUCUCCCACUGCAACAUAAUCGCUGGGAUAACUGGAAUGGCUGAGAGGAUUCCAAAUCUGGGGGAAAAAGACAUUUAUAUUGGCUAUUUGCCUCUUGCCCAUGUUCUGGAGCUGAGUGCUGAGCUCGUGUGUCUGUCUCAUGGAUGCCGCAUUGGUUACUCUUCACCCCAGACUUUAGCUGACCAGUCCUCUAAAAUAAAGAAGGGAAGCAAAGGUGAUGUUACUACACUUAAGCCAACCCUAAUGGCAGCUGUCCCGGAAAUUAUGGAUCGGAUCUACAAAAAUGUCAUGAAUAAAGUGAAUGAAAUGACUACUUUCCAGCGCAAUCUAUUUAUAUUGGCUUACAACUACAAAAUGGAACAGAUUUCCAAAGGUUACACUACCCCACUCUGCGAUAGCCUUAUUUUCCGGAAAGUACGAAUGCUGCUAGGUGGAAAAAUUCGCAUCCUGCUUUGUGGAGGAGCUCCACUCUCUGCAGCAACUCAGCGGUUUAUGAACAUUUGUUUCUGUUGCCCUGUAGGACAGGGGUAUGGACUAACUGAAUCAGCUGGAGCUGGAACAAUCACGGAAGUUUGGGACUACACUACAGGGAGAGUGGGAGCACCUUUGGUCUGUUGUGAAAUCAAGUUAAUGAACUGGGAAGAAGGUGGAUAUUACAACACUGAUAAACCAUAUCCUAGAGGUGAGGUUCUUAUUGGAGGGCAAAAUGUGACUGUGGGCUACUACAAAAAUGACGUACGAACCAAAAAAGAUUUCAGUGUUGAUGAGAAUGGGCAGAGGUGGCUCCAUACUGGAGAUAUCGGAGAGUUUCAUCAAGAUGGAUGUCUAAAAAUUAUUGAUCGUAAAAAAGAUCUUGUAAAACUCCAGGCAGGAGAAUAUGUUUCUCUUGGCAAAGUAGAAGCAGCUCUAAAGAAUCUUCCACUGGUAGAUAAUAUUUGUGUAUAUGCAAGCAGUUUCCAUUCUUAUGUCAUUGGAUUUGUUGUGCCAAAUCAAAAGGAGCUCGCAGAACUAGCUCGAAAGAAAGGAUUUAAAGGAACCUGGGAAGAGAUCUGUAACAGUCCUGAGAUGGAAAAAGAGGUACUAAAGGUGCUAGCUGAGGCUGCCAUGGCAGCUAAUCUGGAGAAGUUUGAAAUACCAGUAAAAAUUCGUUUGAGCCCUGACCCUUGGACCCCUGAGACUGGUCUAGUGACAGAUGCGUUCAAACUAAAACGCAAAGAGCUUACAGCAUACUAUCAAAUGGACAUUGAUCGAAUGUAUGGAAAAAAUGUAAAAUAAUUCUUUUCUGCACCACUUUGCUACAAUGAGCUUGGAUCAAAUAGGAAAUACUUGAAUUGCCUGUCUCAACACUUGAGAUCAACACACAAACCCACCAUUCCUCAUUUGUAGCUUAAACUGUUAUUUCUGAUAACGCCACCAUGAUGACUGGCAAGUUUAGUAAAAUGUUACGGCAGCAAACUUGUGUCUGUCUCCUUUUUUCCAGUUUUCUCUGCUACCUUGUCAGUCUGUGGAUUUUCCCGAGUCUUUUUGGGAAACCAUGAUUCUGAAGCCUCAAGUUUUUAAACAUUUAUAAAUCCUGUAUAAUGUUUUAUUUGUAUCUUUAAAAUUUGGAUGU
Molecule: messenger RNA, 2549 nt
Organism: Nipponia nippon (crested ibis)
Lineage: Eukaryota; Metazoa; Chordata; Aves; Pelecaniformes; Threskiornithidae
Source: RefSeq, a predicted model, not a curated record